AUGACGUCGAUAAUCAAAUUGGAGGCAUUAUCGGGUGUUCAAGACGAUGGGCCGUUGUGCUACUUGCUUCAGGUUCGUGUUUAUUCCAUAUCAUUUACGAAACAAAGCAUCCCGGAACAUUGCUUGAAUUUGCAUAGGUCCACCGAGUUUUCACUGAAAAGGCAUCGGUCCAAAAAAAUCAACAUAGCGACGCACCUGGCUUCCUGGAGCGAUCAUGCGUUUUUGCGCAGUCCGAUCGUUAACAGCACGAAUGGUUCCUGUGCUGCAGUUUAA
Molecule: messenger RNA, 273 nt
Organism: Gongylonema pulchrum
Lineage: Eukaryota; Metazoa; Nematoda; Chromadorea; Rhabditida; Gongylonematidae
Source: the annotation of a GenBank genome assembly